GCAGGAAAAAAUCUCAACAUGGAAAAUGUCCCCCAGGAAAGCAAAGGAGGGGGGCAGGCCCCAGUGCAGAAUGAAGAAGAAGCCCGCCCUUUGGGAGGUGGUCAAGGCCAGGAGCCUGGAGGAAAUAUUAGAGGGAGUUGGGCUCCACCUGCCCAGGAUUUUAGAGAGGAUAUUCCCAACAGGCUUGUCAAUAACAUUGACAUGAUAGAUGGAGAUGCAGAUGAUAUGGAAAGGUUCAUGGAGGAGAUGAGAGAUCUAAGGAGGAAAAUUAGGGAGCUUCAACUGAGGUACAGUCUGCGCAUUCUUAUAGGAGAUCCCCCUCACCAUGACCAUCAUGAUGAGUUUUGCCUUAUGCCUUGAAUGCUGAGGUUAAUAGUUAUAAACCCUCUGCUUCCCAAACUUGCAUUUUCUUGGUGUACUCUUUAUCGUGAACCU
Ceratotherium simum simum (southern white rhinoceros) is the source of this 435-nucleotide messenger RNA. NCBI's taxonomy places the organism in Eukaryota, Metazoa, Chordata, Mammalia, Perissodactyla, Rhinocerotidae. The record is from RefSeq and is a predicted model, not a curated record.